AAGAACCUCAUUCCAUGCCCGAAUCCAAGAAUCCAUCCACUGUCUGAACAACCAACGCCCCCGUCGGCUCUUAUAAAACCACACAGUCUGAAUCUGCGUUUCACAGAAUUUUUUCAUCCUAAAUCUAAUCAUUUCUUCACCAGACCCAUGAAGAAAUUCAGAGGCUUUAAGCUCGGACGCAAGCUCCUCACGGUCUUCACAUGGAUAGUCCGACCCAGAAGAAGGCAGAACAACUUCCAUCUCUUGGACCCUUCGUCCCGAACCCAUAACCCCGUUUCAAAAAUCUGCUCUUUUGCACGGUUUCUCCGUCGCGGAGCUAAGGGACUGUGUGGAUCGAAUUCCGGUACGGGCUAUAUCCAAUUGGGCCAGGAAGGAGGGAAACGGGUUGGGGUUCCGAAGGGGCAUCUGGCGGUGUACGUUGGCGAAUCAGGAGGUGACACGAGGAGGAUGGUGGUGCCGGUGAUAUAUUUUAAUCACCCGUUGUUCGGAGAGCUGUUGAAGGAAGCGGAGCAAGUGUACGGGUUCAAUCAUUCCGGUGGGAUUACGAUACCCUGUGGAGUGUCGGAGUUUGAGAAGGUUCGGAUGAGGAUUGCCGCCUGGGAUCAUUGCCGACGGAGGCAGCACCGUUGACAAUGGUUAUGAUUUUUUUUUUUUUUUUUUGAGAAGAUAAAGUUAAGAGGCCACACCACGACACAAAGUUUGUGAAUAUAUCCUGCCCAUGGCCUCUGAUUUUUGUUUCCAAUUUAGCCUUUUCUUCGUAGUUUCCACAACUUUGCUGAUAUUUA
This is a messenger RNA of Rubroshorea leprosula, 785 nucleotides long. The record is from the annotation of a GenBank genome assembly. NCBI's taxonomy places the organism in Eukaryota, Viridiplantae, Streptophyta, Magnoliopsida, Malvales, Dipterocarpaceae.